GAUCAGUUUGAGAGUUACGAGGAAUAUUUGGAUAGUUUUAUUAGUGAAGAAGAUUACAGAUAUCUUGGAGAGGUGGAGUUUGCAAGAAUUUUAGUAGAACUUGGAUACAGAUCCUCGGGGACCCUCAGUAGAGACAUCUUUGAACAAGGGAAGAUAGAUCGAGACGUUCAGAAAUCCUUGAUGGCAAUCCCUCGGUCUCUUCAUUCCACACAAUCAGGAGAUCAGCAGCAGGCACUUCAACUUUCAAGACUACAGCAGUUUUUGAAAACUAGAAUAUUUAAUGAGAAGGUUAAUAUUCUUACAUUGCUUUACAUCAAUAGAAGAGAGAUAUCAGGGUUCAUUGAUUUAAAUGCUCGAGGUAAAAUGGAAAACUGUCUUCCUUACAUUCAAGGAACUAAACUCAUACUUCCGAAGCCUGGAGAUUUAACCUACGUCAACAUUACGAGUUCUAAAAUUUUCUCCUCCAACUCUAUUCACUGGGAGAUUUCUGGGAAUGCUAUCGAAGGUGUCGUCUUUAUAAACAAACGAACUCAAGAACAAGUUCUAUCUCCACUAGAAAACUUCACCAGUGAUAAAAACGACAAAAAUACAAGGGAUUCAAGGUGGACUGAGCUAAUUUGCCAAGAAUAUGAAAACUCAAAACUAUUAUUUUAUGAUUUUAAAAUUUUAAAAAAAUAGUUUUUUGUUGUUUAAAUACAUUAAAUGA
This is a messenger RNA of Eurytemora carolleeae, 706 nucleotides long. RefSeq lists its product as uncharacterized. The record is from RefSeq and is a predicted model, not a curated record. The coding region runs from base 181 to 678 and encodes 165 amino acids. The transcript has 12 exons. Lineage: Eukaryota; Metazoa; Arthropoda; Copepoda; Calanoida; Temoridae.